ACUAACGCCUCCAAAUCAGCAAACAAAUUUGUGUCUUGUUUUCAUUUUUUAUUUGUUUUGCCAACUUCUAUGGAUAUACCAAAAACAUUUUAAGAUUUCUCCUUCGGACUCCCACUAACCGAGUAACGGGUAUCUGAUAGUCGAGGAAUUCGACUAUAGCGUUUUACCCUGAUAUUCAUUAAAUUUGAAUAAAGAAACAGAUAUGGUCUUAAUACCUGCGCUAAAUUCAAAAAGGUUUUCAAUAAAUUCUAUAGCGCUUUUUGGACAAUUGCAAAAGACAGCUUUAAAUUCAUAAUUUAGGGUAUAAAUACCCCGGGAUCUUUCCAGUGUAGUCAGUGUAGAUCAUAACAAUAUUUCAAGCGUUACGCCAUGUUAAAAAUUUUACUGUCACUAGCUUUUGUGUGCUUGCUUAUGGCUUACAUACAAGCCAAUCCUGAAGAAGCUAGCAGACGUCAUAAACUCUGCAUUCGCACCUUCGAUAAAUGUAUUGAAAACGAAGCUAGGUUGGGAAAACAGGACGAUACUUCCAAGUUCUUUAACGACUAUUGUCGCCGUUCUGAUUCUGGCUGGUCAGAUGUAAGCAGAUGUGAUCUUCUCCGUAUAGCCUGUUUAUCUACUGUACGCGAUUGCGAAACACCGACUUGCAAGAACGUUGCCCACCGCAUGCGUCUUUGGUAAACGUUUUAAGAGCACUGUGCAAAGGUUACGUGAAUAAACUGAAACAAGCAAUAUUAUAUACCAA
This is a messenger RNA of Drosophila yakuba, 742 nucleotides long. RefSeq lists its product as uncharacterized. The record is from RefSeq and is a predicted model, not a curated record. NCBI's taxonomy places the organism in Eukaryota, Metazoa, Arthropoda, Insecta, Diptera, Drosophilidae. Bases 370 to 678 code for a protein of 102 amino acids. The transcript is spliced from 3 exons.